AUGCCUUCGCCUGAGGACGUCGAGUCGAUCGCGCUCGCCGAGCUGCCCCGUACGCGGGCUUCGCAUGAGCUCGCCAGAGUAGACAGUAAAGCUACUGUGGAUGUCUACCCACUCGCAUCUGGUUCGACUAGCCGGAAUGCCUCCAACCCAGAUGUUGCCGUUGAAGACGAUGAUACUGCCCAGCUCAACGAGUCCUCGCUAGCGCCCGUCGACGGCGGCUGGCGCGCUUGGUCUUUCUUGAUAGCCGCAUUCGUAGUUGAGUUGGCCAUCUGGGGCUUCCCCAACGCCUUCGGUGUCUUCCUCGAGGCGUACCUCCGAGACACAUCUCUAGUCAACCAGCCGCAUGCGAUGUCUUUGCUACCUCUCGCCGGCACUCUAUCUUCCGGCAUCAUCUUCUGCACAGGUGCAUUGACGUAUCCGCUCUCGACGCGGUACCCAUACUACAGGCGGCACGCCAUGUGGAUUGGGGUAGUUGUCUGCUGGGCUGCCUUAUUCGGAGCCAGCUUCGCCAAAAAGUUAUGCGUGUCCGAGUUGGUGUUCUUCCAAGGUGUACUCUACGCCCUGGGCGCGUCAAUCCUCUACGCACCAGCCAUGUCCUACAUGGCCGAAUGGUUCGCCCGCCGUCGCGGCCUCGCGAGCGGCGUGAUCGAUGCCGGAACGGCCGCUGGUGGUCUCAUCUUCCCGCUCUUCCUCCCGCAAGUCAUAGAAGCGCACGGCACCGCGCUCACUCUGCGUUACAUCUCAUACGGCUUCCUCGCGACGAUGAUACCUACGUUGGCCAUGAUAAAGCCCCGCUUGCCUGAGCGUCGCGCCGCACUUCGUGGACCUGGGCCGCGUGCGAGUACGGACAAGUCGUGGAUGACGAGCGGACAGUUCUGGCUCGUCGUCGUUGCUAAUACCGUACAAGGCUUCGCAUACUUCUUGCCAGGCGUCUGGCUCCCCACCUACGCUUCUGCCCUCAACAUCUCCGCUUCAAAGGCCUCUCUUACCGUCGCCAUCCUCAACGGUGCAUCUCUGCUCAGCCGUCUCGCCCUUGGCACGUUAUCAGACUAUUUCGCCCCAUGGCUGCUAGCCGCUAUCACGUUGAGCACGGCAUCGCUCGCUACAUUCAUAUUCUGGGGCGUCAUCGGCCACGCGCUCGCAGGGCUACUCGUCUUUGGAUUGUCGUUUGGAAUCGUGGCGGGUGGAUGGACUUCGCUUUGGACAGGGUUCUUGAGACCCGUAGUCAAGGAAGACAGGAACCUAUACAUGACGCUGAUGGGCAUCCUCAUGUGCACGCGCGGUCUGGGCAACGUGCUCUCCACGCCUCUCGCUACAGCCCUCUCAUCUGGAUCGGGCAUCAACGCGACUGCGGCGGUCCAUACGGGUUUCGCGGUCGCCGGCGGAAAGUAUAAAGAUAUGAUUGUCUAUGUCGGGACGUGCUUUGCCGCCGCUGCGGUCAUCGCAGCUGUGGGGUUGGGAAGGGAGAUGAUUGUGAAGCGAAGGUUGGCCGAGCAGUAG
This is a messenger RNA of Peniophora sp. CBMAI 1063, 1500 nucleotides long. NCBI's taxonomy places the organism in Eukaryota, Fungi, Basidiomycota, Agaricomycetes, Russulales, Peniophoraceae. The record is from the annotation of a GenBank genome assembly.